CCGUCAUCCGUGUAUUGCAACCACCAUUUCCACCAUGGCUACGAGGAAGCUAUCACUAUGGAAGCUUCUCUGCUGCCGUCGUCAUCACACUCUUUGUCUAAUCACUUCAUCAAUCUCUUCAUCAUCUACUUGCUCUUCAAUCGAACCCCACCAUUUCGCUAGUACAUCAUAUCGAUAUUUCGCUACACAUGGCUUCUAUAGACAUGGUGAUGGUGGUGGAUUUUUAAACAAGUACUCAUCAGCGUCAUCAUGUUAUCGUUCCUUUUCGACCAAUAGAGAAAAAGCCACUGAUUGUUCUGAUGGUGAAGAGCUAUCGGGGCGAGGAUUCUUUGAUUACGAAUAUGGUAGUGGCGGUGAUGCCGGAAUUAGCGGGCAAGUGAGUGUUGCGGCCGGCAGUGGUGAGGAGGCGAUUCUUCCAGUUCGUUGCUUGGUUUGGUUUCUGGAUAAAGUUCAUGAUCUCUCUGGCAUGCCUUGGUGGAUGGUUAUUGUAAUUUCGACACUAGCUUUGAGAGUUGCCAUACUUCCUGUGCUUCUUGUGCAACUCCGCAAGUUGAAGAUAAAUGCAGAGUUGGCACCAAAAUUGCCUCCCCCGUUACCACCACCUUUCUCAGGAAAGAGUUGGAUAGAGCAGUACAAACGCUUUCGGGACAAAAGGRAAGAAAUUKGCUGCCCUUCAUUCUUAUGGAUGUUAGCAUAUCCCUCUGUUCAGAUUCCUUGCUUAAUCUUGGGGACAGCAAGUGUCCGGCGAAUGGCACUGGAUCAUCAUCCUGGAUUCGAAUGUGGGGGCACUUUUUGGUUCCAGAAUCUGACUGAAAUGUCGCAGGGUGCUUCAGGCUACAUUUUCCCCCUGCUGUUAGCUUCACUGCAUCUUGUCAAUGUUCAGGUUUCGUUUGAGAAGUCUUCAUUGACGACCCUCCCAAAUUUAUUUGGCGUUCUAGCAAAGUAUUACAAGUCCUACUUGCAGUGUCUUACAAUUCCUAUACUUUUUGCUGGGUUUUAUCUUCCCCAGGGAAGUUUGCUAUACUGGGCAGCUAAUAGUUCUUUAACCCUUGUUCAGCAAUUAGCUUUCAAGCAUCCACUUGUUCGUGAGAAGUUAGGAUUACCUGACAAGUCAGCUCCAGUGGAUCCUAGAAACUCUCGUGAAAUGGAUGGACUAGAAGCCACGUUCACGGUCCCUUUAGUUAAAAAACCUAUUCAAGGCCUAUCAGUGCUAGAACUUUUUAACCUCUCUAUCAAACACCUAUCAAAGGGGGAACAAGAUAGAGCAGUUCGACUUCUAAGAUUGGCACUUGAAAAGGACCCUGAAUAUGCCAGAGUAUUGAUCGUUAUGGGGCAGCUAUUGAUGAAGGAUGAAAAAUUGGCCGAGGCUACUGAAUAUUUGGAACGUGCUAUCUCCAAACUUCUUCUCACAGGCCAUCCAACAGAAGUUGAGGAAAUUGAUCAUUUAAUUCUAGCAUCUCUGUGGGCAGGUGUGGCUCUUGCGAAGCAGGGUAAAGUUGCAGAAGGAAUCGUACACCUAGAAAGAAUAGCAAAUAUGAAAGAGCCAGAGGAUACGAAGAGCAAAACCCAUUAUUGUGAUGGUUUGUUUAUGCUUUCAAGUGCUUUAGCAAGCAUAGGACGCGAUGCUGAGGCGGCAAAAUAUUUGCAGAUCUUAACUACUUAUGAUCCAGCUUACGCUACAUACUUGAAAGAUCUUGAAAGCAAAGACAACAAUUUUGCAGAGGAUCUUGCAAAUAGCAGGAGAAAAGAUUACUGAGAGCACAUUUCAUAAAAAAGAGUUCAGUUUUCUCUACAAAGGUAUGAAAAGUUCAUUAUAAUCUGUCACCCUUUCAACAAUUUGGAUGGCAUAAUUGCACAAAAGUAUAAUAUAUAUUUUUAUUUUAGGCAUCAUACUUUCAAAAUACAUAAAUAAGACUGUUCGCUUUGAAUCUAGUAGAACAGGUACCUUGUUUGACUUCUAAAGUCAGAGCAUUAGUUAYUUUAGUUCGUUGGUUCUUGAUAAGGCACAAUAACUUUUUUGUACCUCUUGUUMUUGUGGUAGAGGCAAGGUCUGCGUACAUGCUACCUCUAUAUAAGAUAUGUUGGGUUGGUUUUGUUUGGCUCUUGCUAGAUGAUGUAAAUUGGCUAAUUUCUUUCAAAGCGUUUGACCAUCAAAGUCAAAUCACUUGUUUUGUUUUCUAGCUAAAAGAACUGUUCAUUGUUGAGUCAAAUUGUGGUUACUUGCAUACAAAGGGAUUUCUGUUGAAUA
Messenger RNA from Cynara cardunculus var. scolymus (artichoke), 2248 nucleotides. RefSeq names its product ALBINO3-like protein 2, chloroplastic. Lineage: Eukaryota; Viridiplantae; Streptophyta; Magnoliopsida; Asterales; Asteraceae. Gene Ontology annotation, biological process: mitochondrial respiratory chain complex IV assembly; protein insertion into mitochondrial inner membrane from matrix. Bases 35 to 1756 code for a protein of 573 amino acids. The transcript is spliced from 15 exons. Gene Ontology annotation, cellular component: mitochondrial inner membrane. The record is from RefSeq and is a predicted model, not a curated record. Gene Ontology annotation, molecular function: membrane insertase activity; protein binding.